ACUCAAUUUUGAAGGAUAUCAUGUGACACAAUCUUAAAGUUGCUGAGUUGUUGGCAUUUCGGUAAUGUUUGUGUCGUAGACUUGAAUUACUAAUGGGCUUAUGUAAGUGUGAACGGAGACGGGUAACUAACCUGUUUUGCUUCGAGCACCGGGUCAAUGUGUGUGAGUUUUGUUUGGUGGCAAAUCACCACAAGUGCAUUGUUAAAUCCUAUCUUCGAUGGAUAAAAGACAGUGAUUUUAACCCAUCAUGUAGCCUUUGUCACGAGCCUUUCGAAGCGGAUCCUUCCAAAAAAUGUAUUCGUUUGGUGUGCCUUGAUGUUUUCCACUGGAAUUGUCUCAAUAAUCAUGUGAUGAGCUUGCCACCAACAACAACCCCAGCAGGUUUUUUGUGCCCAUUGUGUAGCCAACCAAUCAUUCCUCAGGCUAAUCAUGGCGGUCCUGUCGCAGAAGCGCUCAGAUCAUGUUUAAGCGAAGUUGAUUGGGCCAAAGAAAGUUUGAACGAAAUAAGGCCUUUUUUCCAUCUGGAAGGUCAUCCGAAGUCCACGUCAACGCCUAACAUGAACAUUUGUGCUUCAAAUCCAACAGAUGGAAAGCUUUUCAAUUCAUGUCUAGAUGUAGCUGCAAGACAAUUCUUGAAAGGACAUGACGUUACAGAUAUAUUGGAGAGUCCUCAGAAGACAACAGGAUUCCAGAUAGACAAUUCUAAGGACACUAAUAUGUAUACUGAUAUUUCCCAGCUACAUUAUCAACGAAGAGAUCAGCCAUCGUUAAACUCCCAGAAGCUGUUCAUGCCUGAAAAUGAUGAUAAUGAUAAGUAUAAACGACAUCUAACAUUGGCAUGGUUCAGACGUUUCCUCCGGAGGCAUUCAUCACACUUUACACGUUUAUCGGUUAUUCGACGAAAUCGUCUUAUUCUAUUAAUUAUGGGUUGUAUAAUAUGUAUCUUCCUACUGGGUUUUUAUGGUUCUCAACCGAAGGAUAUCACUGGUGAUCCAUUAUUAGAUCCUCAUAUGAAUCCAAAUAUUCAUUUUAAUCUGGAACCUAUAGCUUCAGUAAAAGAAGUCUUAAAUAAUAAUCUUAAUAAAGAUAGAGAUAGACGUGUUAUUAAUGGGUUGAAUGAAGCUUAAUUAUUCAGUAAGAUGGUAUUUUUUCUAAACACUAGCUUCCUUAUUGUGAUUCGAAUCAAUUGACAGUUUAGCUUAAUGUAACUAAUCAUUUCAUCUUUUAUUGUCCAGUUUAUAAUUUUUCUUAUUUCUUGUUAUUAAAAUCGUCAGACGUUUUUAAACUUUGAAUAGACGACUUACUAUUCAUCUUCUGUUUAGUUAGGUUCGAAUGUACAUGUUUGAUUGUCAGUCAAUCGUAUAUUCUGAUAUGUUUUUUAUACUUUUCCUACUCACUCCUGAUUAUCAUUAAUGUAAUACUAUCUUUGUUUGACCUUAUUUUAAUGACUGUGUGAUGGUGAAUAGUGAUUAAUACGCCUUCCUUUAUGGUUUAAUAACCUCCCGUAACUUAUUAUCUGAUAAGAACUGAUAUUCAGGCUUAUGCUUGUGUGUCCCCGAGUUUUUUCCUAGCGAACAUAUAGUAUCCAACAUCCGUCUAGGUUUUGUAUUGGUAAUCUGAUCUGUACAAGGUAUUUUAAAAUAUUUAAAAGAUCACUACAUUUGUUU
Schistosoma bovis is the source of this 1667-nucleotide messenger RNA. The record is from the annotation of a GenBank genome assembly. NCBI's taxonomy places the organism in Eukaryota, Metazoa, Platyhelminthes, Trematoda, Strigeidida, Schistosomatidae.